Molecule: messenger RNA, 6058 nt
Organism: Trichobilharzia szidati
Lineage: Eukaryota; Metazoa; Platyhelminthes; Trematoda; Strigeidida; Schistosomatidae
Source: the annotation of a GenBank genome assembly
GAAGAUUUAAGGCUAUCCUAGCUGCGGGCAUUUUAAAAUCUGUAGAUGUGUUUGGAUUAACAUAACUGAUAAAGCCUGCCUAAUUGUUAUAUUUCCCUGUUCAUCUCACUUAUUUUAUUAUGCUUCACUUCAAUUGCUAUCUGACUGUUCCAUUCCCUGUAUAAAAUUUUGCCUUUUAUAUCAUUUUAUUAUUCCCUAAACUGUGGAACUAACUGUUUUCGAUGCCAGACAUCUCAGAAUAUCGACUAGGAAGUGCCUGCAGAGUGAGCAGUCUCACUCAGCUCAAAGAUGAAACAGAUACGUCACCGUCUAAUCAGGAUAUAUUACAUAUAAAAUCUAAUAGUGCUAAAGAAUCCAGCAAUAUUGUACUUCAAGAUAAUGAUGCAAAUUCACCAUCAGCUGUAGAUGACAUUAAUCACGCAAAUUCAAAUUCGGAAAAUGCAGUCUGCUGUUGUCGUGAAGGCAUAAAUGAUUCCCUUGUACUGAAUGAUUCUUCUGCAUGUCUUCGACGUUUGUUUACAUCAAGUUUAUUUAAUAUGGAUAUGGCUAUUCAAUAUCUUUUUCGAUCAGAAGAUAUAAGUGUACAGACGUAUUUAGCUGAUCGAUUAUUUGGUUUCCCAGAAUCUGACGUAGACUUCUACUUAUUACAACUUGUCUCCUUGUAUGAUAAAUCGCCUACAUUAGCUGAACAUUUAACUAAUUAUUUUAUUUAUCGGUGUAAAAAAUCAGUUUCAUUUGCAAUUAAUCUUGUCUGGUUAUUGGAUGCCUUCAAUGCUCAGUCAGCUGCUUCGCACAGGCAUGUUUCAUCACUGAUACUUAAUCGUCCCUCUUCUGUACCAUCAUUUGUAAACUCUACAAAUCCCCUGUAUUUAACUAAUUCAACUGACAGCUAUCCAAUUACCAGUGUCACUUAUCAUAAUAAUAAUGAUCUUGUUAAUAAUGGCAGUAAUACUACUACUACUACUAAUACUAAUAAUAAGUUGAAUAAGCUUAAAACAACAUCAUCAGCUAUUGCAUCUUUACAAGAAUUGGAGCAUAGUGUUGUUGACGGGGACAAUGAUAACAAUGAAUGCUGCAAGGCUGAACAAACACCAGUUCCUACACCUGUACCAAAUGCCCUACUAGCGACGACAACAACAACAGCAUCAAUAACAGCUGCCAAUGACCAAAGUGUUUAUUCAGUACAAGCCUUACGUGAGAUACUUUUACCUACGGAUAAUACGAUUCGGACUAGUCUGAUCCUUUCAUCUAUAUCUCAUGAAAGUUACAGUACAGAAGUAUAUAAUGAUGUUUCUACUGACGAAAAUCAUAGUGUAAAUAAUAUUUCACCUCCUACAACUAAUUCUGAAGUCUCUCCAAAGAUUCAGCAUGCUGGACAUAAACGAACUACAUCUGAUGUGACAAGUUUAAGAACUAAUCUUCAUCAUCGUCAUUAUAAUCAUCAGUCAAGACGUCGAGUGAUUGACCAGUUGAAUCUUAUCAAUAAUGAUGACGCUGACCAUAAUGGAAGUGAUAAUAAUAAUCAUAACAGCAAUAAAUCGACAACCACAACCACCACCAAUCAUCAUCCUCAUCACCAUUGGUCGUCAUCUCAAGAUUCAGCUGUUUGUCUGUCAAAUGUCGAUGUAGUCGAUGGUGUAGGCUCAGUAGCAUCAGCAGCAACAACAGCGACAACCGCAGCAGCAGCAGGUGAUCAAAGUGUUCCUAAUUUAUCUACUUUUAUACCAUUGAAUCGUGUCUGUCCAUCAUUCAGUGAUCAUAUUACCUCAUCAACAUCAUCAGUAUUAAAUAGGCAUAUUCCAUUGGACGGCGAAGAUGACGAUCAUGAUAAUACGAAUGCUUUACAGCGUAUCCAUGCUCUACGUCAAAGUUCACGUAAAUGGAGUGUUAGUAUGAAUAAAAUUGUAACCAAAGAGAUUAUACCACAAUCAUCGCAUCUUUCUCAAUGCCCUCAGUCAUCAGUCAGUUUGCAACGAUUGAAUUUAUCAUCAACUAUUGAUUGUCCACCUCCAUCUUGUGUCAAAUCAUCAUCUUCUUUAGAUCGUACUGUUGUCGCCUCUAAGACUGCUAUCAAUAUUGUUGGAAAUCAUAGUAAAACGCUUGCCUCCUCCUCCUCUUGUUCUCCAAACCAAACAACAAUAAGAACAUCUAAGGGGACAGAGAACAAUGACAUCCAAACAAGCCAGUUAUGCAACUCUACAACAGCGUCGUUAAGUCCACUAGAUAGUGGAUUGUAUAUGUCCGUCCCAAAUGUUGUCAGUAAUCACAAUGAUGAUGACGAUGACGCAGGUGGAAGCAGUGACGAAGAUUGCCCAGGCGUGGAACACAAUAACAAUAAUAUCGAUGUUGUACAGUCAUCAGACAAUUCCUAUCAUCUACCUCGUUGUCCAUUGUAUCACUCCUACAUAUCUGCUAGCGGUCAAACAUUAGCAAUGCAAAGAUAUUUAGUGCCUCGAUUAGUACCUGAAUGGGAUUUUGUUGAUGGCCUGUUAAGAAUAGCUCAUCGAUUGGUGCCAAUCAGUCCUAAAGAGCAAAGAACUGCUCAUUUACAAGCAGAAUUGGCAAAUAUAAAUCUACAUCUACCUGCACGUGUUUGGCUGCCAGUCAAUAGGACUGGUCAUAUUGUCUUACGUAUCCCACCGACUGCUGCUGUUUGUCUAAAUUCAGCGAAUAAGGCACCAUUUUUAAUCUAUGUUGAAAUAUUAUCAUGUGAUGAUCCAACUAGUAUAUCUCUGCCAAGUCGACCAAUAACAUCCUCCAGUUCUAAAAGUUCUACUCGUUGUCGAAAUGGUAUGACGUCGAAUUCACUCACUUCCUUAUCAAUGUAUCCAUGGAAUUUACGCGCGAGUUCUUCAUCAGAAGUCACAGAUAACAAUGAAGUUGUUGGAGGUGGUGAUUCUGUUGCUGUCAGUGGUGGUGCCAUUGGAGCUGCUGCUUGUGGUGCUGGUGGUAUCAAUUCAGCCUCAGAUGAAUUAAGUCUUCGAUCCUCUUCAGUAUCGAAUGUUUCACUAGCUGAAGAAAUCAAUCCACUGGAACUUAUGCGUUAUUUAUCUGCUGAUGAUGGUGAUGAUGAUGAUGAACGCGCCAAUCACAGUCAUUUGUCGUCGAAAAAAUAUCAGCUGAAUGGUAAUGGUAAUGGUAGUGCUACAUCUGAGCCUAUGUCGUCUGAUGAUAAUGAGCAGCAUCGUGAGGGAUCCUUGCUUGGUACAGAUUCUGGUACAGUGAAUAAUGAUUAUUCUAUGCAAUCGAAAUCACCUGUAUAUAUUGGCGCGGGAGAAAUACGUAACCGGCUGAAAGAACAAUGUGAACUGCAACCGCAUAGAUCAUUCAGAUGUGAUCCUGAAGAUCCAAGCGCUGCAGUGCUAAAAGAACCAUGGCAUAUGAAAUGUGAACGUAUCCGUGCAACAUCACCAUGGGGUAGUCUACCGGGAUGGAGUUUAACUAGUGCUAUUGUAAAAGUUGGCGAUGAUUUAAGACAAGAACAAUUAGCUUAUCAACUAUUGACUGUAUUGAAAAAUAUUUGGGAAAUUGAACAUGUCCCACUUUGGUUACGUCCUCUGACUGUAGUUGUAAUAUCUUCAGAUAGUGGAUUUAUUGAACCAGUUCCAGACACUGUAUCAUUUCAUCAGAUUAAACGACAUGCACAUUUAUCCCUAUUGGACUAUAUGCAUCGAGAACAUGGUCCAGAUAAUUCAGAGGCAUUUUUAACAGCUCAACAGAAUUUUGUACAAAGUACAGCUGCAUAUUGUUUAGUAGGAUAUUUAUUUCAAGUGAAAGAUAGACAUAAUGGUAAUAUUCUGCUAGACAAUGAAGGUCAUGUUAUACAUAUUGAUUAUGGCUUUAUAUUAUCUUCAUCACCUGGAAAAAAUUUAGGCUUUGAAACUAGUCCAUUUAAAUUAACACUAGAACAAGUCAAUGUUAUGGGUGGUAUUGGAAGUGAUUUAUUUGAAUAUUUUAAAUUACUUCUGCUACGUGGAUUAUUAGCUGCACGUAAACAUAUGGAACAGAUAUGUGUACUUGUCGAGAUAGCACGUGCUACAUGUCAACAAUUACCAUGUUUUGCUCGUGGUAAUGGUAAUCGUACAAUAUCAGAUUUACGACAAAGAUUUCAAUUAUCACGUACAGAAGAACAAUUAAAACAAUUAGUUGAUCAAUUGGUACAAAGUUCAUUGAAUUCAUUUACAACAAAAUUAUAUGAUAGUUUUCAAUAUUAUACAAAUGGUAUACAAUAGUUAACAUCUAUCUAUAUGACGUUUAUAUUUCUCUCUAUUUGUUUGUAUGUAUGCAUGUAUGCGUGUGCGUGUAUGUCUGUACGCGUAGGCGUUUAAUUUUGAAAUACGCCCACGCACGCACGCAUGUACGCAUCUAUAUACAGAAGAAAUUAUCCCAGUGACCACCAAACAACUGAGACUAUGAUACGUGCGUGUGUGUGUGCAUAUCACGCGCACACACACACAUACGCACCCAACUCCCACGCAAAGAAGACAGACAUUACAGGAAGGCGAUUAUUUUCACAGUGCAGAAUGCCUUCCACGAUAAAAUAAAAAUCCUUAAUAAUAAUAUAAUAUUUAUUUUUUUGUCUGACUUCUUUUAUUCCCCCUAUCCAUCCACCCCGACAAACCCCCCUCCCACCACCCCUAACCUUCAGUGUUUGUUUGUUUAUUUUUUAUUUUGACCUUGAUUGACUUCAAGCAUAUCAACAACAACAACACACAGCAACAAUCCCUCCAUUUCUAUUGAUUUUUGUCUAUGAUAAAUGACUUUCUUUAUCCAUCUUUUUUUAAGACUUUUUAUUCUUUGAUCAUUGGCGCCCUUUUCUUGUCGAAGGGGUGUGUCACUGUAUGUAUGUAUGUAAGUGUUCUUGAGCAUGACGAUCAUGAUUAUGUAAUUGUUUAUUUUUUUAAGAAAAAACUAUUUUUUCACCUCCUAUCUGUCUUCGUCUGAAAGGUGAUUUGUUAUGAUUUGAAGAAGCAAUGUGUGUAGACAGACUUGUUUUUGUGGUUAGCUGGUUUCUUUGUUAUGCCUACUCACAUACCACUGCUUCUACUACUCUCACUGUAUUGUAAUAUUAUGUAAUAAUGACGGUAAUAUUAGGAAUAAUAAACAAUUUCCAUGCUUUCAUCCCUGCUGUGUCACACACCUCAUUUUUAUCCCCUCUACUUAUCGAUUUUUUUGGGUUUUUGUUUCUUGUUGACAUACAAGUACAGAAGAGUAUAUCAUUGUGAUAUUCCUCGUUACUUUUUGAAAUCUCCCUAGUGUCUUUAUUCUCGUUUUCAUUGUUUUGUUUAAUCCCACUCUCCUUGUGUGUGUGUGCGUGUUGGAGACUGUCGCCUCUUUGAUGAUCCCUACUCCUCUCAUCCUCUCCACCUCUCCUUUACCAGACAAAUAAAAUUGAACAAGAUAAUAUCUAUAAUAUAUAUACAUUAAUAUUUAUUUAUUUAUUUUAAUUGGUGUAUUUGUGUACGAUGAUAGGGUGACGCGUCUUUCCUUCUGUCUGCCUGUCUCUCUAAUGGGUUUCAAAUUUACCCAUUUAUUUAUUUAUUUCCUUUGAUUUGAUUUCAUCUGAUCUUGUCAUGAUCACAUCAGCAGCUGGACGGACACAAUGAAGGUGCUACUGGUGUGACUGGCAAUUUUGAAGGUGGAGCACCACCACGACCUUCAUUUAUUCAUUGACUGACUUUUUAAAAUACGAUUAAUGGUGAUGGUAAUGUUGCCCCAUGGCCGCCUCAGCCGACGACGACGACUGAUAAAAACAAAAAAUUGACCAUGAUGAAAUUAUUAUUGAUUGAUUGGUUGACUGACCGACCGACCGACUGACUUGUAUUCUUUUUUAAAAUUCAUUUAUAAUUAUCUCUCCUGCAUAAGAUUUAUUAUUUUUUUUCUCCUUUUGGUCAACUCGUUUUUGGCGGGGUCAAAACUGCCUUGUUUUGUCUUUUGGCUGUUUGGUAUUUUUUGUGACUUCUACUUACUCUGCUGCAGACUUUUGUGGUAGUGUUUGUCUGUUCGUUUGUUUCUGUGUGUGUAUGUGUGUUGGCGGGUAUUAUGUUGAAUUUUCUUU